AUGCUGUUCAAGUCCCUCGCCAUUGUCGGCUUUGCCGCCACCGCUGUCGUCGCUGACGGCGCUGCCAUUGUCAAGUCCCUCGGCACCAUCCGCCAGAAGAACGCUGCCUUCAACGGCACCCUCGUCAAGUGGGACGGCUCCCUCUUCGGUGCCAUCCCGAUCUUGACCUCCUCCGGCGACCUCAACAAGGCCGUUGACGCUGGCACCAAGGUCGCCAAGGCCUCCGCCCCUCUCUCCCUCGAUGAGGCCACCCAGGUCUACAUCGCCACCCAGAGCCUCCAGGGUGAGAUCGUCGUCACCAUCGACAACCUCAUCGCCGCCAAGCCCAAGUUCGACAAGGCCGGCGUCACCGUCAUCACCACCUCCACCCUCAGCACCUCCCGCAAGUCCGCCGCCGCCUUCGGUGCCGCCGUUGUCGAGAAGGUCCCCGCCGACCUCCAGUCUUUCGCCCAGGGUGUCGUUGGCUCCAUCGACGCUGAGUUCGCUCGUGCCCAGGCUGUCUACGGCAAGCCCCUCUUCUAA
Dissoconium aciculare CBS 342.82 is the source of this 522-nucleotide messenger RNA. RefSeq lists its product as uncharacterized. The transcript has a single exon. Gene Ontology annotation, cellular component: extracellular region. The record is from RefSeq and is a predicted model, not a curated record. NCBI's taxonomy places the organism in Eukaryota, Fungi, Ascomycota, Dothideomycetes, Mycosphaerellales, Dissoconiaceae. The coding region runs from base 1 to 522 and encodes 173 amino acids.